This is a messenger RNA of Bombina bombina (fire-bellied toad), 1912 nucleotides long. RefSeq names its product sterol-C5-desaturase (gene SC5D). The transcript has 5 exons. The record is from RefSeq and is a predicted model, not a curated record. The coding region runs from base 94 to 984 and encodes 296 amino acids. Gene Ontology annotation, molecular function: iron ion binding; oxidoreductase activity. NCBI's taxonomy places the organism in Eukaryota, Metazoa, Chordata, Amphibia, Anura, Bombinatoridae.
CACAUCAGUUCAUGGGGCCCCGCCCCCUCUGUGUCAGGUAGUCCGGCUCCUGUCAGUGUUCCGGUGUGUGCUCCGCGCGGCUCAGGAGAUAAAAUGGAUUUGGUUCUGAACGUCGCAGACUACUAUUUCUUUACACCAUACAUGUACCCCGCCUCGUGGCCUGAACAUGAUGCGUUUCGUCAGCUCAUUAGUCUUUUUAUUGUAACCAACCUCGGCGCUCUGGUCAUCUACUUCCUGUUCGGAAGUCUCAGUUACUAUUUCAUUUUUGAUCAUUCUCUGAUGAAACAUCCCCAGUUCUUAAAGAAUCAGGUACGAAGAGAGAUUGUGUUUUCUGUCAAGUCCAUGCCCUGGAUUAGCAUUCCUACAGUUGCACUGUUUUUCGCAGAAGUGCGCGGAUACAGCAGGCUCUAUGACGACAUUAACAGCUCUCCCUAUGGCUGGUUCGGCGUUAUCUUGAGUAUGAUUUCUUUUCUGUUCUUCACUGAUAUGUUAAUUUACUGGAUCCACAAGUUUUUACACCACAAGCUGUUCUACAAGACAUUUCAUAAGCCUCAUCAUAAGUGGAAAGUGACGAGCCCUUUUGCCAGUCACGCUUUCCAUCCCGUGGAUGGAUUUGUGCAGAGUUUACCUUAUCACAUAUACCCCUUCCUCUUCCCUUUACACAAAAUAACCUACCUUGGCCUCUACAUAUUUGUCAAUAUUUGGACAGUGUCUAUUCACGAUGGAGAUUAUCGUGUCCCAAAGUUUCUUGAGCAAGUGAUAAAUGGCUCUGCUCACCACACUGACCAUCACCUUUAUUUUGACUACAACUUUGGCCAAUACUUUACGCUCUGGGAUAAAAUUGGAGGGUCCUACAAGAACCCCUCAUCUUUUGAAGGCAACGGUCCACACACGCUUUGCAAGAAACUGGAGGAAGAGGAGAAAAAGUUCCGUAAAGGCAAAUCUCCUGAAAAUGCUAUCAUUGAAAAUGGUAAAAAUAAGUAAUUGAAAGUCUUGAAAAGAUGGAAUAUAAUAAAGAUGCCAAUAACAAAUUACAAUUAAAAAGAGAAUUUUCUUUUAAUUCUUUUUAAUACAAAUUUAAUUGGAAAUGGUGCAUCUAAUUCCCCACUCAGUAGCCUGAUGUUGAGGAAAAUGAAAUAGCAUAAAUGUUGUUGCACAAUUUCCAUUUUCUACCACUAUUUAUUGUGUACAUUUUAUAAAAAUGCUGCGGCUUUGCAGUAAAUCUUGUCACAUACACAUGUGUGUAACUAGCGCCGCAGGAGGCGCACGUCAUAUUUACUGGCUACAUAGGAGACUUCUACUAUUUGCCCUUCUACUAUGAAAGCAGAUUAUUAAGAAAUAAAUGUAACUUUAUAAAGUACAGGAUUAUUGUGUUUGUAAAUGUCACUCACAGGGAAUAAUACCCGGCGGCCGGAAGGCUGGACUUUGUAUAAGAAUCUUUAAUAAGCUAUUUUCAUACUACAGGAAUUUAUCACCUUUUACAUUUUUAUUUGAUUUACAUUCAUAUAUUUUUUACAUCAUUUCCCCAUAUUUACAAAUGUUGCUGCGGUUUGUAUUUUCCAUGUAUUCAGAUUAUACUGAUCACAUAUGCACAGUUCAGAACUCUGCGUCUUUUCCAUACGUUAUUUACUCACUGUAUAACAUCUGCAAAAUGCUUAGAAAACGCGAGCUCGGGUCUGUUUUCUAGUGACCCAUAAAAAGUAGCGAGAGCGGUCAGUGUAAUUGCUCCAGUAACGACUACAUUCCUCUGUGCUAUACGCUGUAUGAUGGGACUGUAAAUAAUGUAUUUUGUGCAAAUAAAUCACUUUAUAUUUUAUAUGACAAAUGCUCUGCUCCUGUAAUUGUCACAGACUAGAUUUUAUGAAAAUUCAUUAGGGUUUAUUUAAAUAAAAUGAAUUAUUUUAGCUUCUCA